Molecule: messenger RNA, 3015 nt
Organism: Colletotrichum lupini
Lineage: Eukaryota; Fungi; Ascomycota; Sordariomycetes; Glomerellales; Glomerellaceae
Product: ATPase
Exons: 10
Coding region: 1-3015 (1004 amino acids)
Biological process (GO): transmembrane transport
Cellular component (GO): fungal-type vacuole membrane
Molecular function (GO): transmembrane transporter activity; ATP hydrolysis activity; ATP binding
Source: RefSeq, a predicted model, not a curated record
AUGGAGCCAUCUCAACCUCCUCCCGGUUACGAUAGUUUUAGAUCGUGGCUCGCUGUCGUAGGUGCUUCGCUUUCGCUUUUUUGCACAGCUGGCUUCCUUAAUGCAUUCGGCAUUUUCCAAGAGUAUUACCAGACGUUUCUCGGAGAAUCUGAGUCCAAUAUUUCCUGGAUUGGAUCCAUAUCUAUUUCUAUCGUCUACCUAUGUGCACCAAUAUCAGGCGUUUUAACCGACAGAUUGGGACCUACGAUUCUCCUGUGUAUUGGCAGUAUCGGUCAACUGUUUGCUCUUUUCAUGACCUCUCUCUGUAAACAGUACUACCAAGUUUUCCUAGCCCAGGGGAUUUUGCUUGGGGUGAGUAUGUCGCUCAUUUUCUGCCCCCCUGUGGCUGUGGUGUCACGCCGCAUGCCUCAUCGCCGUGGCCUUGCUCUAGGUCUCACAAUUGGCGGGUCCUCAAUCGGUGGCAUCAUCUGGCCGAUCCUGCUAGAGCAACUUCUGAACAAACGCCAGCUUGGUUUCGGAUGGACUAUGCGAGUUGUUGCUUUCACUAUGGCUCCUCUUUUAGCAUUCGCCUGCAUCACUGUGGUUGAUGCCCCCGCACCCCAAGCAUCUUUGAGUCCAAUCCAUGCGGCAUUAGAUGGGGACGAGAAGGGAACGACCUCAUCGAAUGACGAGAUACAGUCCAAAUCGAAGGCCAACUACUCUAUCCUGAAGAACAAGACCUUUAUCCUUCUCUGUGGAGGGUUAGCACUCGGCUACUUUGGACUGUUUACUCCCGUCUUCUUUGUUACGGGCUUCGGCGUUCAACAUGGCUUGUCCACAUCGACGGCAUUUUACUUGUUAUCUGGGCUGAACGGUGCUUCAUUCCUGGGACGAGUUAUUCCUGGGUUUCUCGCAGACCGGUAUGGGCAUUUCAAUCUUUGCAUGCUGGCAACUCUUGCGGCUGGUAUCGUUGGCUUUUGCUGGACGGCGGCAACGUCUCUUCCUGGGUUGGCAGUGUGGAGUUUGGCGUACGGAUUCUCCUCUGGAGCCAUCAUGAGCUUGCAGGGUGCAUGCGUCGGAAAAAUUGCCCAUCAUCGUCAUCAGGGGUUGGCUGUCGGCUUCAUGAUGGGCUCCAUCGCUGUAACCGCUCUUGUCGGGCCUCCCAUCAGCGGCCAGAUUCUUGCGCAUGCCGGAUAUCUUGCGUUGUCGAUGUGGACCGGCGCAACUCUCGUGAUCUAUAUGGUAUUCAGUCUUUUGCAGUAUGGUCCUGGCUUCACUUUGGGGUCCCUGCUCCCUUCGGGCCGAAGCUGUUCCUGGUACACCGGGUGCCCGGUCGGGGUUUUGAUGUUCCGCAAGGUGCUCGCCGAUGAUGGGAUCUCUAGUAAUAUGGCUCGUGUGUGGCUGGUAAAUGUGGCUUCUCUGGAGCGCAGACAAUCGCUUGUUCACAUUUUUGCUUCACUUUCUUGCUUUGCGCGAGCCUCACUCUUUGAACAGAUUUCUCGGACCUUGCUGUUCCGAAUAGGAUUGGCCAACCGAAGGCACCCUGAUCUCCCUUCACUUUUCCACAUCGCCGGCGCGAGCCACGCUCUCCUCGACCCGUGGUCUCAAGGAGCGGGCGUGGUGAGGGACGUUCUCACUCGGUGGUCCGAGCUCGAUAUAACACAAAUUGGCUCUCUUGUUGCCAUAGCCGGCACCCUUCCUACGGCUUGGAGACUCAUGCAAUGUGCCUGGCAGGAAGCGUAUAGUUGUAUUCGGCGCUUUUUCCUCGCUUCCGUCACAAUACCGGGCGGCGACCCGGUUAAUCGGAGCGUCGUGAAAUGGGUCCUCGCCAACCGGCCCCGGCAUUAUCGCGCCUUUACCGGUCGUACCGAAGUUGGACGCGCCAACCCAGACCGUGCUGCCGCUCUGAAGAAGUCGCGCCAUACCGUUCAGUAUUGUCCACACUGGAACACACGGUGGCUCUGGUUCAAAGGCAACUUUUUUGUCGUCACCCGUGCCGUUGGAGAUUUCAAUUCUUCACUAUCGGAUCCCAGCUACGAUGGAAUCGGAGGCGAGGACCUGACAAUCAGCUGCUUCGGAUGGUCGGCGCAUCCUGUCCAGAAUCUCAUCGAAGCCUGCCGCGAGUACGCCGACAGGCAGACGCAGUACUUCGUCAUCAUCUACUCCCGCGACCGUUACGGCAUGUCUUGGAAACCUAAAGCCCGCAAGCCCCUCCGCCAUCUGGACACCGUGCACUUUGACCUCAGCUUGAAGCAGGAGUUGCUUGCUGAUAUCCGGAAUUACCUGGAUCCGAAGACUCAGAUGCGCUACCAAAGCCGGAGUAUGCCGUACCGGAGAGGCUACCUCUUCUACGGCCCGCCUGGAACUGGCAAGUCCUCGCUUUCUGUGGCGAUUGCCGGCGAGUUUGGAUUAGAUCUCUACGAGGUCAAGAUCCCCAGUGUGGCAACGGAUGCCGAUUUAGAGCAGAUGUUUCAGGAGAUUCCGCCGCGAUGUGUGGUUCUUCUCGAAGACAUCGAUGCCGUUUGGGUGGAGCGUUCAAGCAGCCAUGAGAAGACCAGCAACGGGAAUGGACGAGCACAUUCACCGGAGAGCAGCAAUGUGCCCAACUGCACUCUUUCCGGACUGCUGAAUGUUUUGGAUGGCGUUGGAUCGCAGGAGGGCCGUAUCGUCAUCAUGACUACGAAUCGACCCGAGCAACUCGACAGUGCCUUGAUUCGGCCCGGCCGAGUCGACAUGAAGGUCCUUCUGGGCAACAUUAGCCCAAAGUCAGCGGCGGAAAUGUUUGUGCGGAUGUUCUCUCCCGAACUAGGGUGCACAACACACCUGAAAAUGGAAGAAAUUGAGAAGCUUUCUGUCCAGUUUUCCAGCGUGAUACCGGAAGACACCUUGACCCCAUCUCAAUUGCAGGGGUUUUUCCAGGUACAUCUAGAGAGUCCGUAUCAUGCGGUAGAAAGCAUCGCAAGUUGGGUUCAAAAAGAACUUGCAAGAGCCCACUUCAAAGAGUUCGAGUUUAUAACUUCCAAUGGGAAGGCUUAG